Xenopus laevis (African clawed frog) is the source of this 481-nucleotide messenger RNA. It is a transcript of the gene ostn.S, whose product is annotated as osteocrin S homeolog. The coding region runs from base 1 to 417 and encodes 138 amino acids. NCBI's taxonomy places the organism in Eukaryota, Metazoa, Chordata, Amphibia, Anura, Pipidae. The record is from RefSeq and is a predicted model, not a curated record. The transcript has 3 exons. Gene Ontology annotation, molecular function: signaling receptor binding. Gene Ontology annotation, biological process: hormone-mediated signaling pathway.
AUGCUGGAGUGGCACAGUGUGAGUGUUAGCCUUCUCCUUGCUGUUUCUUUUGUACAGUGGACAUCUACAAAAGCAGUUCCUGCCAAGCCUGGAAAACAAGAUUUGGCUUUAUGGUCACUUGACACAGCAGUUGUGCUAGAUGGCAGCUCACAUUCAGUCUCCUGUGAAGAAAAGUCAGCAGCAGACCUGGCAGCUAAAAUUCUACUUCUGGAUGAGCUUGUCUCUCUAGAAAAUGAUGUGAUUGAAACCAAGAAAAAGAGAAGCUUCCCUGGAUUUGGUUCUCCUCUUGACAGGCUUUCUGCCAGCACCACAGAAUUUAAGGGCAAGCAGAGAAAAGUUGUUGAAUUUCCGAAGAGAAGAUUUGGAAUUCCGCUUGAUCGAAUUGGCAUGAACCGUCUUGCUAAUACAAGAGGCUAACAGAUUUCAACUGUGAGUUCCCCUCUGUUGUAUAUUCUCUCUGCAUAAUGUUUGAUGUGGAAAA